This is a messenger RNA of Paramecium octaurelia, 644 nucleotides long. The record is from the annotation of a GenBank genome assembly. NCBI's taxonomy places the organism in Eukaryota, Ciliophora, Oligohymenophorea, Peniculida, Parameciidae.
AUGAAAAAGAAAUUAAAUAUUCCUCUUAGGAACAUUUAGCCUGACACGUAUCUCUUGAUCUUAUCUAAUAGAGUGCCCUUUACUGACGGAGAUGGCUUGAAACAUUGGAGGAGCUUUCGUAAUGCCAUCAACACCAUUAGGUUACUGCAGAAUCCUAAAACGAAGAGAUUGAACUCUCCAGUAAUUUGUAUAUUUUAACCCAAGGACGAACUAACCAUCAGUGGAUACAGACCUGAAGUAUAAACAAAACAAAGAUCAGAUAGCAGUCGCAACUUCAACGAAGCCUUAAAAAAUAUUCAAAUGUAAUAACUUCUAUUCUCACUCAUUGAAAAAGGCUUCCCACCCAAUAUAAUAGAAGAAAUAUUAAAUAAGGAUCCGAAAAAGUAUGUCUAUUCCAUCUAUGAAGAUAUUUCUAUGACCAAAAAAGCCAACACAGUUUAGUUAACAAAAAAAAUUAGAGAGGCUUAACACCCUUGUAUGUAGCUGCCAAAUUGGGUCAUCUAGAAAUAUGUAAAAUUUUGAUCGAAAAAGGAGCCAACCCAUAAAUAUCUGUUACUAUCAAUGGGAUUGAAGAAACCCCAUUGGAAGUUGCUUAAAGAUGGAGGCAUUUGAAAAUAGCUCACUUUUUAUAACAAUAAAAUUGA